Molecule: messenger RNA, 2675 nt
Organism: Hypomesus transpacificus
Lineage: Eukaryota; Metazoa; Chordata; Actinopteri; Osmeriformes; Osmeridae
Gene: rmc1
Product: regulator of MON1-CCZ1
Exons: 19
Coding region: 90-2057 (655 amino acids)
Biological process (GO): regulation of autophagy
Cellular component (GO): Mon1-Ccz1 complex; lysosomal membrane; late endosome membrane
Source: RefSeq, a predicted model, not a curated record
ACGUGAUUGUGUUCCGGAAGUAGCCUGUACAGAAAUUGUUUUCUAAAGUCUAGAAAUCUUUAAUCCUACAGCCGUAUCCACCCUGCACUAUGAGCGAGGGACAUUACCUAGAACUAUGUGAGAACCCGGUCCAAUUUGAAAAUGCCUCUAGCGUCAAUAAUGUGUUCUUCGACGAAGCUAAUAAACAGGUGUUUGCAGUCCGGUCAGGCGGGGCUACAGGAGUGGUGGUCAAAGGACCAGAUGAUAAGAGCUCUGUAGCGUUCAGAAUGGACGACAAAGGGGAGGUGAAAUGCAUCAAGUUUUCUAUUGGGAAUAAGAUCCUUGCGGUCCAAAGAACACCUAAAUCUGUGGAUUUUAUUAACUUUGUUCCAGAUUUCCCCCAUCUGGAGUUCUCUCAGGAAUGCAAGACUAAGAAUGCCAGUGUGCUGGGCUUCUGCUGGACCAACUGGAACGAGAUUGUCUUCAUCACAGACCAGGGGAUAGAGUUCUACCAGGUGUUCCCAGACAAGCGCAAUGUGAAGCUGCUGAAGAGUCAGAGCAUCACUGUGAACUGGUACAUCUACUGUCCUGAGACGGCUGUGCUGCUGCUGUCCACCACCGUGCAGGGAAAUGUCCUGCAGCCCUUCGCCUUCAAGAGUGGAACCAUGUCUAAGAUGAACAAGUUUGAGAUUGAACUGCCGGUGGUGCCCAAGCCAGCCAAGCUGAGCCUGUCAGAAAGGGACAUUGCCGUGGCAACCAUUUAUGGCCAGCUGUAUGUGAUGUACUUGAAGCACCACUCCAGAACAGUAAACAGCCCCAGUGCUGAGGUUGUUCUCUACCACCUACCAAGGGAGGGUUCCUGUAAGAAGACCAAUGUGCUGAAGCUGAACACCACAGGGAAGUUUGCCCUGAACGUGGUUGACAACCUAGUGGUGGUUCAUCACCAGAGCUCCCAGACCUCCAGUGUUUUCGACAUAAAGAUGAGGGAGGCUGACUGUCCUCCCAGCGUCCACCAGCCUGUCCUGCCAGCCCGGUCCAUCCACCCCUACAGAAUCCCCCUCACAGGGCCUGCUGCUGUGCCCACCCAGCCUCCUGUGCCAUGUGAACUCUACUCCUCCUCCUGGAGUGUGUUCCAGCCUGACAUCAUCAUCAGUGCCAGUGAAGGCUACCUGUGGUACAUACAGGUGAAGCUGCCCCCAGCAGUCAACCUCCUUCAGGACAAGGGCAAACUCAUGGACUUCCUGCUCCGACGUCGAGACUGCAAGAUGGUAAUCCUGUCUGUCUGCUCUCAGAUGCUUGUGGGGGGGGAUAAGGGCAGUGUACAAGUGGUGGCCACAGUGUUUGAUAAACUCAACCAAGUUUACAAAGAGUAUCUGGAAGCAGAGCAGUCCUAUACUGUGGCAAUGGAGUCCGGCCCUAGUCGAGGCAGUGCUGCUCACAAACGGCCAGUUCGGACCCAGGCAGUCAUCGACCAAUCAGACAUGUACACCCAUGUCCUCUCCUCCUUCACUGAGAGAAAGGAAGUGUGUCAUAAGUUUAUCAUCGCAGUGCUGAUGGAGUACAUCCGCUCGCUCAACCACUUCCACAUCACUGUACAGCACUACCUGUAUGAGCUGGUGAUCAAGACGCUGGUCCAGCACAACCUGCUGUACAUGCUGCACCAGCUGCUGCAGUACCACGUCCUCAGCGACUCCAAACCCCUGGCCUGUCUGUUGCUGUCACUGGAGAGUACCUACCCCCCCGCUCACCAGCUGUCCCUGGACAUGCUGAAGCGUCUGUCGACGGCUAACGAUGAGAUAGUGGAGGUUCUGCUCUCCAAGCAGCAGGUUCUGGGUGCGCUGAGGUUCAUCCGAAGCGUUGGUGGCCAUGACAACAUCUCUGCCAGGAAGUUUCUGGAUGCGGCGCGGCAGACGGAUGACGGCAUGCUCUUCUACACCAUCUUCAGGUUCUUCGAACAGAGGAAUCUUCGCCUGCGCGGCAGCCCCAACUUUAACCCAGGGGAACACUGUGAGGAACAUGUCAGCUUCUUCAAGCAGAUGUUUGGAGAGCAAGCGCUCAUGAAGCCAGCCACCGUCUGACAUGCAUCACAUGUACCAACACAUUAUGUCAGAUGUACUUAGUCACGCCCACUCUGACCCUGUCAGUAGGACUGUCUCAAAAUAGGUGCAUUCGACUUCAUGCAACACCAACGUCGCCUGCAGUCGCCUACAGCCCGGCUGACUUGAAGCAGCCAAUGGCAAUCUCAGCUUCAUGGCAGCCGGCUGCAGCCGGAUGUCGGCGCCAGCAAUGCUGCAUGAAGUCAAACACAUCUAAUGACAUCACUGUGACAUCACUGUAGGAUCCAUAGUCUGUAAAGUAUAUGAAGAACCAUUUUCACUAAUAUUAACUUAAGGUACUGUACAUAAUGUUACAAACAAUGUAUGAACAAUUUUAAGUCUAAUAAUAUUACUGGUGUGGCCCAUGUGUAAAUAUGUGGAAACCCAAUGACUUUUGUUGCCAUAUUGGUCAACUUGAUCAAAUGUAUGAAUUGGUAUGAGAAACAAUUUGUGUGUGUGUGUGCGCACUUGCAAUGGUGAGGCUGAAUGAGAAAGACAUUUCUAUGGACUUAAGAGCAGAACCGUCCUGUAAACCUCUAAAAAGAUGUGUGGAUGAUGUAGGUAAUACGUAAUUAUGAAUAAAACUGGUGGAUAAGUACA